This is a messenger RNA of Mitosporidium daphniae, 1137 nucleotides long. RefSeq lists its product as uncharacterized. Gene Ontology annotation, molecular function: phosphoprotein phosphatase activity. The transcript has 2 exons. NCBI's taxonomy places the organism in Eukaryota, Fungi, Microsporidia. Bases 1 to 1137 code for a protein of 378 amino acids. The record is from RefSeq and is a predicted model, not a curated record.
AUGGAGCACAAAGUACUUGAUCCUGAGACACGCGUCUAUCAAGCAUAUUCUUUCCUAAGAAACUUUAAAGCUGGGAUUUCUCGAUUCUCUAAAAACGUGACCAGAUCUUUGAAAUCGAUUUUUUCCUCCUCCAUAUCUCGCGGCCUUAAUAAGGUUGUCCCAUUGAAUGCUGCUAAUCAGCAAACAGGGAUAUCCUCAGAGCAGAUUUUCUUUAGCGAAGAUAGGCAUUCUCAUGAUCUAAAAUCGCCGCCUACUGAACAGGGAGAAACUCCUGUUCAGAUACCCUUGGAUGAUGCCAAGUCUUGUGCAUCUAUCAUCCCAGAAUUAUCGUCAAAUAAUUUAUCUAUAGACGAAAAACACAUUGAGAUACACAAAGAUGGUAUCAUAAUUGAGGAAUCACCGCCAUCUUCUAUUCGUGGACGGGAUCCUUUAUCUGUCCCAAUGGAGUCUGGAAUUCGGUUAAAAACAAACAGGAAAUGCCUCGUGCUAGAUUUGGACGAGACGCUUAUUCACUCCUCAUUCAAUAUACCAACAGUCAAAACUGAUUUCAUCCUCAAACUGGACCUCUCUUCUUCCGACCAGCAGUCUCUAGUGACCGAUGUGGUCUAUGUGUCCAAGCGACCGGGUUUGGAUGGAUUUCUAGAGGAAAUCUCCAAGCACUUCGAGGUGGUCGUCUUUACUGCGUCACUCCCAUCAUAUGCUAAUCCGGUGAUUGACCGAAUAGAUCCUGAGGGCAAGUAUAUCCAUCAUAGGCUGUUCAGGCACUCUUGUAUUUUCGUUUGCGGGCAUUUUAUUAAGGAUUUGACCAUAUUUGGAAAGCCGCUCCAUGAUAUUAUCAUUGUGGAUAAUUCCCCAAUAUCCUAUAUGCUACAACCACAAAAUGCAAUAGCAAUACCUACAUGGUUUUCUGAUCCACAUGACAGAUACCUGUCUCUUCUUUGCCCAGAGCUCAUAAAGGCAUCUACUGCCGAAAUGCCGAUAAGUUCGCUUUCAGAUGUCAAUUCUAUUUUACAAGAGGAAGCGAUGAACAAAGGUGUUUCGAUCUCGUCGCCCUCUGCAAUCCAUGGAAAUUUUGCGGCAAUUUUGGAGAUGCUCUCGUCCCCUUUUUCCUUUCCACAAACAGUCGAGAAAUUUUGA